AUGGAUUCAGCGGAAGAUGUAAAUACUAUCACAAAGUAUAUCAUUGUGACUGGGGGAAAUAUGAGCGGGCUGGGAAAAGGAACAGCCAUGAGCAGCAUGGGGGUAUUACUAUUAACGAAAAAUAUUCUACUGACGACGAUAAAAAUAGAUCCCUACUUAAAUAUAGACGCUGGAACGAUGUCUCCAUAUGAACAUGGGGAAGUAUACGUACUGGAAGAUGGCGGAGAAGUGGACUUAGAUUUAGGAAACUACGAGCGCUUUCUAAACAUAAAAUUGUCGUAUAAAAAUAAUAUAACCUCGGGGAAGGUGUACGAAGAAGUUAUAAAGAAAGAAAGGAAAGGAGAAUAUUUGGGAAAGACUGUUCAGGUUGUGCCACACGUAACGGAUGCUAUUCAGAAGUGGAUCAAAGGAGUUAUAGAUGACAAUAUAAAGAGAAUGAAAAAAGAAUACAACAUUAGAGCUUCAUCAACACCUAAUACGGUCCCAUGCAUUUGUAUGAUAGAAGUAGGUGGGACCGUUGGAGAUAUUGAGUCGGCUGUGUACUUGGAAGCACUGCAACAGUUAAUAAAUAAUUUAAAUUCAGAUGAUGUGUGUCUAUGUCAUUUAUCCUACGUACCAAUUAUAGGGAUUCUGAGGGAACAAAAAACCAAACCAACACAACAUAGUGUCAAAAUAUUGAGGGAAGCUGGACUGAAACCAGACUUCAUAUUUUGUAGAUGUGAAGAACCCCUAACGGAGGAAGCCAUCCAAAAAAUUUCGCUCUUCUCGCAAGUGAAAAAUGAGCAUGUCAUAUCUUUACAUGACACAUCCAAUGUGUAUAAAGUUCCCCUAAUAUUGGAGCAACAAAAUUUCUCUGCCAAUGUUCUAAAAAAACUCAACUUGCAAAAUACGGUCUUGAAAAACAAAUUGCAAAUAAGUCCAUACUCUUUCAGUACCUGGAAACAGCUGUCAGAUAGAUACGAAUCUUCAAACGAAUGUGUUGUAAUUGGCAUUGUGGGAAAAUACACAGCUUCGAAUGACACCUAUUUGUCCAUUAUUUCUUCCCUCGUCCAUGCGUGCAUAGAAUGCGGAUUCAAGUUAAUUAUCAAAUAUAUCAAUAGCAGCCAUUUGUCUUUGAAAAAAAAAAGCAAAAAAAAAAAUAUCGAUUUGAAGAGGAAGGCAAGAAAAUAUUCCUACGACACUUUUUUGCAAAUUAAUACUACACAGAAACAUCUCUUCGUUGAUGAUACAACUUCGGAUGAAGAUUACGAUAAGAAGAGAAGAAUGAAAUACGAGCGUGCAUGGGACAUUCUCCGAUCCGUGGAUGGCAUACUAGUCCCCGGGGGAUUCGGAACGAGAGGUAUUGAGGGAAAGUAUCUCUCAUCCAAGUAUUGCAGACUUCAUAAUGUGCCUUACCUGGGAAUUUGCCUUGGCAUGCAGACAGCCGUCAUCGAUGUUGCUAGGCAGUACCUAAAUAAAUACGCCAACUCGGAAGAGUUCGAAGACGUACUUGAAGUUCACAACCAUUCAAAUGAUAAAAUGAUUAACAAGAAGAAACGGGAGUUUAACAAAUGUGCAACGGACUACUCUGGGGGUGCGAGUGAGUUCACCAGGGUAGCCGAAAGUGAUCUGUUCAGUGGCUCUAGGGAAUUUCGCAAGGGACGAUCCCACACGGAUGAUGUCUGCUUCGAAAUGAAAAAGGAGGCCCCGCACAUUCGCUCUGAUCUGCACGGUGCUAGAAACGUCGCGCAGAGCAACUUGCCCUAUAACGAAGACAACGAUAGUGACUCCCUCGCACAUAAGAAGAACGCAAUUUCGGCGUGCUCCACGAAUGAAGAAAUUCCGAACAGCAUCGGAUUGGAGGCCAGCGAAGGGGGAGAAAAUGAUCAGAGUAGCCCCGAUGGUUCAAAUGGCCAAAUCGUUAACGGGAAAAAAGAGCUCUUCGCGAAGUGUCGCGCCGACAUGAUGAACUACGACUCUUCGUCGCCGCAUGACCAGGGAGCAGAGCCCUCCGACGUCGAGGACUUGUUAGCUACGCAAAAGUACAUCGAAGAUAUCCCGAAGAAGAUAACCGACCCAGCAUUACAGGAGAAAAUAAAAUUAAUGGGCAUACAGGAUUACUACAAAAGUAUAGAAGAGAUAGAUAACAACAAUGUUAUCAUCUCCAUGAACGAAUUCAAAGGGGAUGAUAGUAAGGGAGGCACCAUGCGAUUAGGGGUGAAGCAGUCCAAAGUGAUUGACAAAGAUUCGCUCACGUACAAAGCGUAUGAUGAAGCGACGUAUAUAUUCGAAAGACAUAGACAUAGAUUCGAAAUAAAUCCAAAAUAUGUUCCACUGUUAGAAUCCGUGGGACUAAGUUUUGUGGCAAAAGAUGUUGACAGUGUCAGAAUGGAGAUCUGUGAAAUGAAGAAGUUAAAUUUUUACGUCGGCGUGCAAUUCCACCCCGAAUUUACAUCUCGUCCCUUUAAGGCGAACCCCAUAUUCCUGGCCUUCAUUUUAGCAUCCAAGGGGAAACUAAAGGAGCGUCUGGACAAGUACGGAAAUAAGUUAUGUUCGGGAAGUCUAUAUCGGUAG
This is a messenger RNA of Plasmodium cynomolgi strain B, 2553 nucleotides long. Its product is annotated as CTP synthase. Gene Ontology annotation, biological process: pyrimidine nucleobase biosynthetic process; CTP biosynthetic process. The transcript has a single exon. Gene Ontology annotation, molecular function: CTP synthase activity; identical protein binding. The coding region runs from base 1 to 2553 and encodes 850 amino acids. The record is from RefSeq and is a predicted model, not a curated record. NCBI's taxonomy places the organism in Eukaryota, Apicomplexa, Aconoidasida, Haemosporida, Plasmodiidae.